AGACAUCCGCAAUGAGGGAGCGACAGAAGAGGAAGAAGGGGAGGACGUGGGCGGAAGCCGCAAAGACGGUUUUGGAGAAAUACCCAAACACACCUAUGAGCCAUAAAGAGAUCCUGCAGGUGAUCCAAAGAGAAAGACUUAAAGAAAUAAGUGGAACUUCACCGCUGGCAUGUCUGAAUGCAAUGCUGCACACUAACUCUCGUGGUGAGGAGGGAAUCUUCUACAAAGUUCCUGGCAGAAUGGGAGUCUACACGUUAAAGAAGGACAUCUCAGAUGUGGCGAAUGAGCUGUCUGAGGACGGUUCUGAGGAGAGCAGUGACAAUCUUUCCGACUCCCGUAGCACGGAAAACAACAGCAGUGCCGUCACUCAAGAGGGCAGGAGAGGAAGGUGGAUGCGGAGAGUUCCCCCCAAGCUGCAGUCACAGCCGUCGUCUCCGCAGCCUCGAUGUUCGUCUCCUUCUGUCCCCACCAGUAAACUCAUCUCCCCCUCACAGAAACACAGCAAGAAAGCUUUGAAACAGGCCUUGAAGCAGCAGCAGCAGAGAAACCAGCGCAGGCAGGGGGGAAUGCCAACUGCCUCCAGUCCCAGACUGCUCCUAAAAUCCAUUAAAGAUAUGGCCGACAACAUUACUGCAAAGACUGACCUAUGCCAUCCAGUCGUGCCCAGGAAGGUUUCGCCGAGGCCAGGGCGCAUUCGUGCAGGGCAGAUAAAACGCACCAAGUGUAAAAUAGACGUGGAGACUCCAGACUCUAUUUUGGUCAACACCAACCUGCGGGCGAUCAUCAACAAGCACACCUUCUCAGUCCUGCCCUCAGACUGUCAGCAGAGACUGGUCAAACUUCUGCCUGAAGUAGACCGGCAGGCCAGCAUGGAAGGUCUUCUCAAGGUCACAAGUUCUGCCUUAAACAAUGAGUUCUUCACGUCAGCUGCACAGUCUUGGAAGGAGAGGCUGUCUGAGGGGGAAUUCACUCCUGAAUUGCAGCUGCGGAUGCGUCAAGAAGUUGAGAAGGAAAAGAAAGUUGAGCAGUGGAAGGAGGCCUUCUUUGAAAAUUAUUACGGCGAAAAUUCUGGGCUCAGCUAUGAGGAAUCCAAAGAGCUGACAAAGGCUGAUCUGAAUCAGACGUCUGCCAAGCCUAAGUCUCCCACUCGUCAGACGGUAACUGCUCAAGCACCAGAGGAAACCAAGGGCAGAAAAGACAGCAGCCAGGCCGAUACUACUGCUAGAGAGAAGAAGCAAACACGGACUGCUUCACCGCAGCCCCUCAAGACACUGCCUGCUGAAAAAGAGCCCGUCCCCACCAUGGAGCCCAUGAAGACACGACGCUCGCAACAGGCCGAGGAUCGCAGGUUGAGCGCAACAGCGCAGACUGAGCCGCCACCUGCAGUGGCGGAAACGCCAGAGGUGGAGAGACGGACUGAACCGAAUGCAGCCGGAUCGCUGCCUGAGGAGGAGCAGAAGGAGGAAGUGCAGGUGCAGAAACCUGAACUUCCCCAGUCGCCUGUUAAGAAGAGCCCGCUACCAAAGGCGAGUUCAGAUCUUAAAGAGGAUCACACUCCGCCUGUGGUUAAGCCCGCUGAGAGUGAAGAGGUCAUCUCUGAGCGUGGUGUCCCCUCAGAGCCUCUGAAAAGGAAAUCCCUCAGUGAGACAGAGGGUGAACUGACACCAGAGAAAAGGCCCCGCAUUUCCUCAGUCUCCUCAGUGUCUUCAGUCUCCUCCGUUUCCCCCUCAGCAUCAUCCAUAUCCAGCCCUUCGACACCAACAAAUCAGAAGGUUCCGCCUCUAAAGAUCCCAGUGUCACGAAUUCUCCCUGUUCCCGUUUCACCUGGCCAAGUCUCGCCCAGGACGCCGCUACCCGCUCCGCUCAGCAGCCCGGGCCGCACCGGUGCUCGUACUCUGGCUGACAUCAAAGCCAAAGCACAGCUCGCCCGAGCACAGCGAGCAGCGGCUGCCGCGAUUUCAUCAAUGUCUAAGGGAGCGGUGCCAGGCCCGGGACCAGGAGGAGGCAGCGGUGAGCAGACAAAGCCAUCACCCAGCCCCAGCCCAACAUCACCGCACACACCAACCAGGUUACCGACCAGCACCAGCAGCAAUCAGAGCACCACACCUCCUUCUCAACCCCUGGACUCCUCCUUUGGGUCUCAGGCAUUUCAUUCGAUCAAACCUGAGGAUGCACAGAAAGGUCAUUUUACUGGCGCUGUCAGUGUGGGACACGACAGCGUUCAAAAUAACUCCUCGUCUCUGCAGACACCCAAGGUACAGGAAAACCCAUCUCCAAGUGGAUCAUCAUCCAGGAACAGCUCAUGUAUCCCAGCAAACAACCCGCUGGUCACGCAGCUUCUGCAGGGCAAAGAGGUUCCACUGGAACAAAUCCUCCCAAAACCACUUUCCAAGCUGGAGGUGAAGAUGUCACACUCGUCCUCUGGUAGUAAGGGCAAGAUGGCGCUCUCUGCUGAGCACAGGGCCGAUAGGCACAUGUCUCAUCAGCUCCACACAGCAGGACGAGCUGGAAUCUUUCCAGAAUACUCGAGACCUCACAGGGAACCUCCUAACAAGGACACCCAAGACCAGAUCCUACAGGCUCUUAUGCAGCGGAAAGUCCAGCAGAGCCAGCCUUAUGGUGUUUUAGGGCCUCAGCACUCUCAGCUGAAAGUCCAUCAACUGAUGUAUACAGAAAGUCAUCAGGACCGGUCCAGGAUUUGUGUUGGUUUUUUGGGCCGUAAGCGGAUACCCAGGCCUGCCAUGACGGGACAUUACCUACUAAAUGUGUCCACGUACGGCAGAGGAACAGAGAAUAAAAGGCUGCAACAGUCUGUAAUCCCCAACACGUGUUUAAAAAGGGAAAGUAUAGAAGGAGAGGAGGCGGUGAAGGAGGAAGAAGCAGUCAGAAAGGUUUUCUCACCUGUUUCUGGGGUUAAAACGGAGCAGCAAGGAUACUCGUCCGCCAAGUCUGAUGACGCAGCAGGCUUUCAGCAUUGCUCCAGCGUAAAAACUGAACCUGGAUCAGAGGACAAUGCAGCUGGUGCUGAUCACAACAGCGCCGGCGCGACAGCCAAAGACACCAGCGCCUUUUCUCAGUCACACCGAAGGCACCUCCAACUCUGCAAUAGUAAUCAAGGGAACUCGGAGCCAUAUCUUCCCCAAGUGGACCCCAGUCACCAGCAGCCGCCUGCCUUUCAAACCCAGAGAACGCUCGCUAAUCAGGAACCCGCGGUGGCGCCGUGCUUCGGCGGCACCAUCAGCAUGUCCGUACCUCACACUUUGAACCGCGGCGCCGCGGGCACCGGCUCCUCGGCGUCCCCAUCGGAGGCCGAGGGAGGCGGGAGCGUCAUGUCGUUCUCAGUGACCGUCACCACCAUACCCACCAAUCACUCGCUAGACCGCGGUAGCCAGGACGAGCCGUCACCCGAGCAGUCUUUCAUCGAGGGCUCCAACAUGGAGGACGUCCAGUCUAAAUGCUACUGCCGACUCAAGGCGAUGAUCAUGUGCAAAGGGUGCGGCGCCUUUUGCCACGACGACUGCAUCGGGCCCUCCAAACUGUGCGUCUCGUGUCUAGUGGUACGAUGAUAAACCCGGAGGUCGUGGCUGGUUUGAUUUGUUCUCAAGUCGCGGCACCGGGAAGGAGCAGGUCGUUCAGGAUCAAUACAGAAAACGGAAUGAAGCACGUUGGGUCAUGUGGUCACUGAGAGAGGCGAGGAUUUACACUGGAUGGUCUUUUGUUUCAGCGACAUCUGAGAAAAGUUGUACUGUGCAAUUUAGAAAUGUCAAUCAGAUGAGUAGUUUGUCAGAUGUGUGACAAAUAUAAAAUCUGGCAAUGUUUGCACUCGACUAGGAUUAGUGUUAUAUAUUUUUUUAAAUCUAUAUAUAUAUAUGUAUGUAUAUGUGUGUGAGUGUAGUUUUUAAAAAAAGGAGGGAAAAAUGAAUGUUGCUAUUUUUGUAGAAUAAUGACUGUUGUGUUUUUAGACUCACACUUUUUAUUACCAGGCCUUAUCAGUCGUGAUUUAAA
Molecule: messenger RNA, 4005 nt
Organism: Solea solea (common sole)
Lineage: Eukaryota; Metazoa; Chordata; Actinopteri; Pleuronectiformes; Soleidae
Gene: asxl2
Product: ASXL transcriptional regulator 2
Exons: 12
Coding region: 12-3566 (1184 amino acids)
Biological process (GO): animal organ morphogenesis; positive regulation of transcription by RNA polymerase II
Cellular component (GO): PR-DUB complex
Molecular function (GO): DNA binding; peroxisome proliferator activated receptor binding; chromatin binding
Source: RefSeq, a predicted model, not a curated record